Molecule: messenger RNA, 3001 nt
Organism: Dama dama (fallow deer)
Lineage: Eukaryota; Metazoa; Chordata; Mammalia; Artiodactyla; Cervidae
Product: olfactory receptor 2AJ1-like
Exons: 1
Coding region: 1963-2931 (322 amino acids)
Biological process (GO): G protein-coupled receptor signaling pathway
Cellular component (GO): membrane
Molecular function (GO): olfactory receptor activity; G protein-coupled receptor activity
Source: RefSeq, a predicted model, not a curated record
CAGCCCUCUAUACUCUGGCAACCACCUGUUUGUUCUCAGUAUCUAUUACUCUCUGUUCAUUGGUCUUUUAGAUCCCACAUAUAAGUGAUAUAGCACAGUAUUUGACUUUCUCUGACUUAUUUCACUUUGCAAAAUAUCCUCUAGGUCCAAUGCACCUUACCAGUCAACCUACAAGAAACGCAGCAGAAUCACUCUGAUUAACUGUGUGAAUGCACACAGCUGUGUGUAAUAAGGGACCAGAAGGCCUUGAUUCUGCCUCUUGUGCAAAGUAAACUUCUAAUUAUGCCUACUAUAUACAUUUAACACUGCUGCCCAGGCAAUGUUCUCAAAUCUAUACUCACUGAUACUUUUAAUCUGCACAAGCCCCUUAUGUUGUGGGUUUGCUUUAGUCCAAUUUUACAAAGGAAAGAAGAGAGGCACAGAAGGACGAUUCUCCUAGACCAAGGAUAUCAGGUAGGUAAAUGUGGUCUUUUAGCAGGAGCUUUAAACCAUGGUGCUGAUCUUCUAGAGGUUAUACUUAUAACUGGUUCACAAUAAUCUUUCUGCUUAUAGAGUUAAUAAACCCAACCAAAACUUUGCUAAACAGAAGAUAUCCUGCCUUUUAAAAUAAAUAAUUUCUUACAAGCUGUAUCCUAGCAAUCUCUUGCAUCUUGACUUUUUGUUUCUCCUUGUGCAACAUCAGCUAGUACCAGGAAUUACCUUGAUGAUAGGUUAAAAGUUUACAAGGAGGAAGGUGACUUAGUGAAACUGGCAAAAAUCAUAUUUUUAUGGUUCCUCCCUAAAUACUGGUGCUAUAUAUAGUUGGUCAUUCUUUUCCAGUUCAGUUGACUUAAGAGAUACUUGUUGCUGUUGCCCAGUUGCUCAAUUGUAUCUGACUCUUUGUGAACCCGUGGACAGCAGCACACCAGACUCCCCUGUCCUUCACUAAAUCCCAGAGUUUGCUCAAAUGCAUGUCCAUUGAGACGAUGAUGCCAUUCAACCAUCUCAUCUUCUGUCACCCACUUCUCCUCCUGCCCUCAAUCUUUCCCAGCAUCAGAGUCUUUUCCAAUGAGUCAGCUCUUCACAUCAGGUGGCCUAAGUAUUGGAGCUUCAGCUGCAGCAUCAGUCCUUCCAAUGAAUAUUCAGGGUUGAUUUCCUUUAGGAUUGACUGGUUUGAUCUCCUUGCUGUACAAGGGACUCUCAAGAGUCUUCUCCGGCACCACAGUUCAAAAACAUCAAUUUUUGGUGCUCAGCCUUCUUCAUGAUCCAGUUCUCACAUCCAUAUAUGACUACUGGAAAAACUAUAGCUUUAACUAUAUGGACCUUUGUCAGUAAAGUGAUGUCUCUGCUCUUUAAUACGCUGCCUAGGUUUGCCAUAGCUUGAGUCAGGAUCAAAGUAAGGAGGACUCAUGGGAAGUGGGCAAGUUCCCCACAUGAGAGGAAAAGGUGAACAUAGACCACAUUCAAUUCUGAAAAUGCUUUUCUUUACUCAGGUUAUCAAGGCUCUACUUCCCAUCUUCAAAAGAAUCUUUAUUUUUCAUGAAGCCUCAUAAAAUUGAGUGAAAAUGUUGACUUUUCAAAAUGUAAAAUCAUCAUAAUUGUUGUGUUGAAGCUGUGUCUGCGAAGGGCCUCAAGGUGAUGACUAAAUUAGUUCUUGAAGAAUUUUCAUCAAAUUAACUGACUUGUUAUUGACAGAACAUUCAAUGUAUCUGUGUUCUUAUUUGGUUAGUGUUAGUGAUUAUAGUUUGUAACAGUAGGUACAGUGUGUAAACAUUAGGUUAUUAAGUAAUCCACGAGAUAAUUAAUGAAAAUUAUAUAUUUUGAGAAGUUAUGCAUAAUGCUGAAGAGACCUCAACAGGAAAAAAGUUACAAAAAAUAUUCAAAGGUGUCCUGGGAGUAAGGAAAAUAGACAAGGUGUACAGUAACACAUCAUCAGAUGGAACAGUGUUCUUACAGUUGUUUCCUGGGCAAUAAUGUUCACCCAUGGAGAGAAACAAUAAGACUAUAUCCACAGAUUUUAUUCUCCUGGGGCUCUGGCCUGAGUUCAGCCACCUUAUGAUCCUUAUCUACCUCAUCCUUUUGGUCUACUGUAUGGCUGUUAUGAGCAAUGUUGUUCUCAUUCUCCUCAUCUGGCUAGAUUUGCAACUCCACUCCCCCAUGUACUUUCUGCUCAGCCACCUCUCCCUCAUUGACUUGGCCUUGAUCUCAACUUCUGUCCCCAAAAUGGUCACAAACUUCUUCUCAGGGGAAAGAAUCAUAUCACAGGUAGGUUGUGGAACCCAGAUUUUCUUCAGCUUAACCCUGGGAAUUGCUGAGUGUCUCCUGCUAACUCUCAUGUCCUAUGACCGCUACGUUGCCAUCUGUAACCCACUUCAUUACUCAGUCAUUAUCAGCCAUGUCACCUGCAAAAAGAUGGUCAUUGUGUCCUGGACAGGGGGAGCAAUAACUUCCCUGGUUCAUACAGCCUAUGCCAUGCAUUUUCCCAUUUGUCACCCCCGAGAGAUCCUGCAUUUUUUGUGUGAGGUCAUGGCCCUCUUGAAGCUCACUUGUGAGGACAUUUCAGCCUAUGUGAAGUCAGUGGUGGUCUCAAGCUUUCUGGUGGUCCUCAUCCCUCUAAGUCUCAUCCUGGUCUCCUACGCCCUCAUCUUUCUUGCUGUCCUCCGCAUGAACUCCUCUGAGGGCAGGAACAAGGCUCUGGCUACCUGCUCCUCCCACCUUUGUGUGGUCACCCUCUACUUUGGCCCUGCCAUAUUGGUCUACAUGAGACCUGGGUCUUCUAAGACUCCCAAAUUAAAUCAAUCUCUUUUUAUGUUUAAUGCCAUCCUUACCCCUAUGCUUAACCCACUCAGCUAUAGUCUGAGAAACAAGGAUGUUAUAGAAGCUUUGAAGAGUAGAGUCAUCAAUAGAUACCCCCUGAGAAAGAUGAAAAUACAUCUACAUUGCUAUACUUGAUUAUAAUCUCAUGUUUGUAUAUUUAUUUAAAUUGCUUUCAGAAGCCCUUAAGACUUGAAAAAUUCUGUUA